Molecule: messenger RNA, 573 nt
Organism: Helobdella robusta
Lineage: Eukaryota; Metazoa; Annelida; Clitellata; Rhynchobdellida; Glossiphoniidae
Exons: 5
Coding region: 1-573 (190 amino acids)
Source: RefSeq, a predicted model, not a curated record
AUGUGUUUACCUAAUGUUUUAUCUAACAAAUCCCUUGCUAGCGAUCCUCAAUUCUAUUUAAACCAUGAAAUUUUAACACAUGUACAUUGCUGUUUGAAAAUUUUACAGCUUGCUUUAAAAUAUCUUGAACGUUCACCACUGAAAAUGAAGCAAGUUAUCGCUAUCUUUCUGGGCAUGUUGGGCACGAUUCUUCUGGUCGACGGGGCUGAGGUACCUAUUGCCAAGUCACAAACCUGGACCUGGUCCCAUGAAAUUCCUGACGGGGGAAUGUCAGUCAGGGCGACCAUUCGCAGUGGAGGUAGUGCUACAGUCUUCGUUUCCUACUCUGGGCCAGCAACUGUUGACGACUUUGACGAGUUGUACUUCUUAGUUGAGGGCCUUCAAACUGCCAUGUACUUUCCCAAGAAAUCUGACACUGUAAAUGUUUUGGUGAGGGCAAAUGACGAUUCCGAUGUUUUAAUGGAAGCCUAUUGGAAAGCUGGAGAAUUGAUUGACUGUGAUUUCAACUUCUGUGCCGAAAAUGAGAAGUGUUGGCCGUUCUUUGGUGCUGGCCUCGUUUGCUCUGCUGAAUAA